Molecule: messenger RNA, 2895 nt
Organism: Helicoverpa armigera (cotton bollworm)
Lineage: Eukaryota; Metazoa; Arthropoda; Insecta; Lepidoptera; Noctuidae
Gene: NGR-A14
Product: neuropeptide CCHamide-2 receptor
Exons: 8
Coding region: 442-1698 (418 amino acids)
Biological process (GO): G protein-coupled receptor signaling pathway
Cellular component (GO): plasma membrane
Molecular function (GO): neuropeptide receptor activity
Source: RefSeq, a predicted model, not a curated record
CUCGGCCGCGUGGCCGCCUCUGUUAUGGCGCGUCAAAUUGUUCGCAACUUUGAACGCAGCGAGACUUCGAUACUUUUUUGAACAUCGAAUGUUUUUUGAAUUUGCGUUCGAAUUGUGAGUUUUAUGAAAAAGAAAGUUCGACUGUCAAAUGUUUUGUUUAGUAUUCUAAAUAUGAAAUAUUAAAAAAAUAAAACAGUGAUGUGCGUGUUUUAAGUGAGUGACGUUUAUACAAAUUUUAUCGAUAAAAAAAUCUAAAUAAUAAUAUUAAUGUCUUUGAUCUCGUAAUUGAAUAUUAAUUGAAUGUAGGUACUUUAAUUGCUAUUUUGGGUUGAAGUGAGGAAAGUUUGUUGGCUUUAGAUGAUUUAUGAUGCGGACGACACCGUGGAGUCGACGGUUCGGAAAAUUUUAAUGCUUCGAAUCUGACGUGACAUUUGAUCAAAAAUGUUCACCGCACAGCCGAACACGUCGGUCCUCAUAUACAGUCCCGAUGACAACCAGACGGAAAGCGAGUACACGCCAUACGAAGAACGCUUGGAGACAUACAUAGUGCCAGUCCUGUUUGCCAUCAUCUUCAUAGUCGGUGUGCUUGGCAAUGGGACCCUGGUUAUCGUGUAUGUCAGGCACAGGGGCAUGAGAAAUGCACCGAACACGUACAUAUUCUCCUUAGCCCUAGCAGACCUUCUAGUAAUCCUGAUAUGUGUGCCGUUCGUCUCAAUAAUAUACACGCUGGAGUCCUGGCCAUGGGGAGAGCUGAUCUGCCGUAUCUCCGAAGCGGGGAAAGAUGUCAGCAUCGGAGUAUCAGUGUUCACUCUCACGGCAUUAUCCGCAGAAAGAUACUGUGCUAUUGUAAAUCCCUUUAGAAGACUCCAGCUCCGCAAACUACCCCUGGUUUGUGCAACUUUCAUAUGGGCUGCAGCGCUUAUCUUCGCGGCACCUGCAGCGCUGUUCUCGAACACAGUGACUGUGCAAAUAAGGCCUAAUGUCACUAUAGUGUAUUGCACACCUUUCCCGCUCGGAUGGGACAGCUACCCGAAGUGGAUGACCCUAGCAAAAGCGCUAGUAUACUACGGUCUACCGCUGCUGGUGAUUGCGUUCUUCUACUCUCUAAUGGCGCGACGUCUACUGGCCAGCACCAGGGAGAUGCCAGGCGCGCUACACGGAGGUCAAGGAGAGGCUCAAGCACAGGCUCGGAAGUCUGUUGCUUGUAUGGUGCUGGUUUUUGUUAUAGUAUUUUUCAUCUGCUUUCUACCGUACCACGCGUUUGAAGUUUGGUUCCAUCUUUCUGCUACUGCGCAAGCUGACUACAAUGAUUGGAUGCAUGCCUUCAGAAUAAUGGGCUUCUGCCUCAGCUUCCUCAACUCAUGCGUAAACCCAGUGGCUCUGUACUGCGUGAGCGGAGUCUUUCGCUCCCACUUCAACCGUUACCUCUGCUGUCGUCGAGGCACGUUACACCCGACAUGCAGCUCCCGGCUGUCCAGGACUGCGGUCUGCGAGACCUCGUUCAGGAGUACCCAUCGACAUCGGUGCAACAGGAAUCCGACAGAGAGCGUUGUGAUAUCAAACUACGACUACGGAAGUACUAAGAAGAAGAGCAACAUUAUCACCAGGAACAGUGCUGAUGGGGUCACCAUCAUGACCAUUCGAGACUCCAAUGAUUUUCUUACCGGGGACUUGGAUGAAAAAUGUAUCAAUAGAUAGGGAAGCAAGAAUAUCGUGAUGCGAUACAAAAGACAAUGACUUUUUUUAUCUGUGAAUUUUUAUCUUGUCUAUGACGCUUUCUAUGUCAUAUUGUUUGUGAUUGGUGAAGCGUGAGUUUAUGGUUCAACGAGAAUUGAUGUCAAAGGAGUUUCCAGUGUGUAAUAGAAAAGUUGUGAGCUUGUCUUUUGUCGUUUUGACGGUUGGUUGUUGGCAGGAAAAUGAAAGAAAAUUUAUGCCAUUUUUCAAUUUUAUAAUAAACUACUUAAAAAUAAUUCAAAAUACUAAGACAAGUACUUACCAAAAUAUAAGUUAUAAGUAGGGCGAGACUACACAACGCAGUCGCGUCGUCGGUAAAUGCUCCGUAUUUUUGUGUAGCUUUUUUGAUAUGGUGCGGUGCCGCACCGCAGUAAUUGUGGCCCUGCCUUAAAAUCAGUGUCCCCAGCACGUUACAUUCAAAUACGUAUGAUAUUUAAUUUGGGUCAUAUAAAAUAUAAUUCCAUUUAUUUAAAUGGGAAGAAAUUUAUAUUUGCGGAAUACACAAAAAUACUUUCAGCAUUUUUAAUUUUUAUAACAUAUUCAAAAUUACUCUCGCUAUUAUGUUUAGGUCCACAUACGACUGACAGAAAUCAUUUACCCUCUACUAUGUCAGAUGACUGGCUAAAGAAAUGUAUCUGUCGCAGGGAUAUGAUAAAAACGGGUAUUUGAUCAAUUCCCUAAGGGAUUUCAUCAAAUCACGGAGGAUGUUAAAAUAACAACACCAUUUUAUCUUUUCCCUAAACAAAUCUAGUGAAUUGAACAAAUCCCUUAGGGAAUUGAUCAAAUCUCCGUUUUUAUCAUAUCCCUGCGACUUAUCUACAUGACUCCUUUACUUCAUUCUCAAAUGGACCUUUGUAUACGAUUGGAGCAAUGGAAGUGACUCUCUAAAAUGCAACUAAAUUAACUUCAUAAAAUCAUGACAUAUUUUAAAACGAAUAUUAAGAGAAAAUGUUCUGUUUCGCGUACUUCUAUGCAUUUAUCAAAAUGUGAAAAUUAAUGUUAAGUAUUUUUGUAUCACGUAGAACAAAGCCUGUAUUAUAAGCUUGUUAUAAUUAUUAUUCUGAAAAAUAUUUUAAUUUAUUGUAGUGCAUAAUUAUACUUUUUUGUUAUCAUGUUAGAUGAAUAAGAGAUGUUUAAUUAGUGAUAGAUAUAUAAUAUUAA